Molecule: messenger RNA, 1490 nt
Organism: Hemiscyllium ocellatum (epaulette shark)
Lineage: Eukaryota; Metazoa; Chordata; Chondrichthyes; Orectolobiformes; Hemiscylliidae
Product: growth arrest and DNA damage-inducible protein GADD45 beta-like
Exons: 4
Coding region: 171-644 (157 amino acids)
Biological process (GO): regulation of cell cycle
Cellular component (GO): cytoplasm; nucleus
Source: RefSeq, a predicted model, not a curated record
GCUUCGGGACUGCAGAAACAAGCAGUGCAGAAAACGAGUUGGAGCUUGGAUGUGGAUCACCAGAUUUGAAGGAUUGUUACAACCAGUGGCAGAAAGCUACAGUGAAGAAGAGUUAUCAUUGUAGUGUUGGACCCGCGGGCUCUUUUUACCUUGGAUUUAAUUAGAACAACAUGACUCUGGAAGAUAUCACUGGAACUGACAAUACCAGCAAAAAGAUGCAGCCAAUUGAUCAAGCUUUAGAAAAAUUGUUGGUGACGGCGCAACGUCAGGGUUUCUUGACGGUUGGAGUCUACGAGUCGGCAAAGUUAAUGAAUGUUGACCCAGACAGUGUCGUCCUGUGUCUACUGGCGGCCGAUGAAGAAGAUGAAGGCGACAUCGCCUUGCAGAUACAUUUCACCCUGAUCCAGGCUUUCUGCUGCGAGAACGACAUUAACAUUGUGCGGCUCCGGGGAGUCAAGCGCUUGGAAGAACUUCUGGAGACCGGGGACGAGACUGCUGAACCCCGGGACAUACACUGCAUGCUAGUCACGAACUCUCAUACCGAUGUUUGGAAAUGUGAGGCGUUGGAGGAAGUCGGAAGCUAUUGCGAGGAAAGUAGAAACAAGAACCAGUGGGUUCCUACCGUGUCCCUGCAAGAACGCUGAAGGUUCAAAUCAGCAGAAGAAAAGGAAGCUGAGAAGAAAGCGUCUUUAAUUAAAUGAGAAAUGUAUGCCGUUUUCUUUUACACAAAGAUGCGGAUUGAUGAGAGGAAAAAUCAUGUUUGCAAAGGCAUUUUUGUUUUUUUUUAAAGAGGUAAAGAAGACGGCAUACCCGGCGGAAACUUGGCUGUUUUUUACAACUGCGAGUGGAUUGGCAUCCGCUCCCGGAACCGAGAAGACAGCUGCAGUGGAGGAGCUGGACUGGAGAUGUGGAAACCCGAUUUGGAAACGAAAUGAAGGAGAGAUUUCGAAGCAGGGCUCUUUUGUAUCUAGAUUUAUUUGAUAAUAGACUGGACCGAGAUGCAGAAAGUGGGAGAAAGGAUUUGUGAAGACUCGAAUACAAGAGGACUGUAAUCCUGGUGUGGAGGAUGGAUGGGCGUUUUGUUUAAACAGUGGAUGGCCGGUUGCCCCCUCCUCCCCUCGGUGACUGAUGGAGGCUUUUUUUUCCACCUCUUGCUGGAGGCGGAACAACGUGCGAGCCUGCACUGGAACUGCGUUUUGGAGCUGUUUUGCAUUUUUAAAUCGAGCUCGUCCCCCACACAAGUUACUAUUUCCUUUGUACAGGAAGGGGAUUUGCAGCAAAUGUUUACUGAACUGUUGCAUUUAGCUUCAAUACUGGGAUUUUUGCAUAGAAUCUCAACGUUAUGUAACGGGCAUCGUGCAAUUUAAUUCUAAACUAUUAUUCUGAAAUGUUAUGUAUUAUUUUUAAUUCAGCGUCUUAUUUAUAACGCUGUAAUUUCUUUGUCUUUUCUGAUAUAUGUAAGAAAAUGAACUCGUGUUUCUAUUACAAAU